Messenger RNA from Marchantia polymorpha subsp. ruderalis, 3106 nucleotides. Lineage: Eukaryota; Viridiplantae; Streptophyta; Marchantiopsida; Marchantiales; Marchantiaceae. The record is from the annotation of a GenBank genome assembly.
AAGAAAGCAAGAAACGUAAUCGAAUGUUCUUGGCGUCACCGAGAAUUCAACAGAGCAAGUCGGCACGAUCGAUCAACUCGAGCCUAAUCAUGAGUGCAGUGGAAGUCGUAUCCAAUUGAACAAGCACGUUUCGGACCUGCUGCUGCUCGUCCGGAUCCCUCAUCCUGAUCCACAUCUGAAUCUCCUGCUCCCUCUCAUCCACGAAACCUCGGUCGUCUGCUCCGCUCUGCUCGCUGUUUGACUACACGACCCACAGAACACUCGAGCCUCUGCGGAAUUACACAAUCGCUCGCUUGCAAUCGCUUUUCGUCAUCCGUAGAUUCUAGAUUGCAGUCUCGAAGAUCGUCGCUCGCUCGCUCGCUUGCACACUCGUGCGGCUCAUGGCGAAGGCACGAAUCUGCCAUCGCUGAUCUCGCGACGGUCGGUCCGGGCCAUCAUGCGCCGCCCGCCCUUCUUCGAGGGCGGCGAUGAAGGAUGGUCCGAACCGAGUCCAACCACGAACUACGUAGCACAACACGACCGCAUGGCUGACCGCACAGUCGGUCCGGUCACGGUCACGGUCACGAGCAAAGGUCGAAGAAGACCUCAGAAGAACGCAGUUCGAGACAGAACCAAGACUCGCGACGGGGUUGCAACGUCGUUCGCGGGCCCGUCCCCGUUCCCGUUCCGGCACGCCGACAUGCGAUUCGACGGAGUCGACGGCCGUCCGCCGGCGUCGUCGUCGGUCGUCGGUCGGCGAUGGCGAUGGCGAUGGCGAUCGUGAGUCGAUGGCAGCAGCAGCAGCAGCGCGCCGGGCCGAGUCGAGGGAGGGCGGGGAUGAUGAUGCGCCCACUGUCCACGACUCCGCGAGCGUGUCGGCCUGCGAUAGGCAGCCAUUAAUGCUGCAAAUCGAGCGUAACGUCGGGCUCGCGAGAGGAACUCAAGUGACUGCGCCGGGAAAUUAAGAGCGAGGGAAUAUGAUGGAGGUCGGAUCGCCUACAGUGGCGAGCCAUGCAGCAGCCCUCUCGCCGCCCGCGAUCGCUUUCGCUCUACAGUCGUAGAAGUCUGAGGGAUCAUGCCUCCUACAGUACAAGUUGAUGUGCGUGUUGACGGCCAGGCCCUAUAAAGCCUCCUCUGCGCCACUUCCUCAAUGGACCAGAUUUCUCAUCGCUCUAAAUUGCUUCCUAGAUUCGCACACUACCAUCUUUCCACUGGUCCGGUCUGGACCUGCGCCAGCAAUCUCUGACCAGUGUCGUCGGCAGCUGCAGCACGAGAUGCAGAGAAGGAUGGGGUCAGUUAACGUGGCAAUUCCGGCGCAAGCGCUUCAUCAUCUGGUUCGAUCGCUCGUGCUCUCUUUCCUCAUCUUCGGCACCUCAACAGCUUUAGUUAGCGCUGCGAGCGCCUGGGCCGUCACCGACUGGGCCGAUGCCCACGCGACAUUCUAUGGCGGGCAAGAUGCAUCCGGCACAAUGGGAGGAGCUUGCGGAUACGGUAACCUCUACUCCACCGCUUACGGAACAGCUUCCACAGCUCUGAGCAAUGCGCUUUUCAACAACGGGCUGAGCUGCGGGGCGUGCUUCCAGAUCAUGUGCAAAUUAGACGGGAGCAAGUACUGCUACACGGGAGGCAAGAGCAUCACCGUCACAGCCACCAACGCCUGCCCCCCGGGCUCCGAGGGCGGAUGGUGCGAUCCCCCGAAGGCCCACUUCGAUCUUUCGUACCCGAUGUUCCAGCAAUUGGCCGAGCCCGUCGGUGGAGUCAUCCCCGUGCAGUACAAGAGGGUGUCGUGCCAGAAGAACGGCGGCAUCCGGUUCACCAUCAACGGAAACGCGUGGUUCGAUCUGGUGCUGGUGACGAACGUCGGAGGCGGCGGAGACAUCGCCAAGCUCGAAAUGAAAGGGGCCAGCACCGACUGGUGCCCGAUGAGUCAGAACUGGGGUCAGAAUUGGCAAGCCAGCGGCCAUCCGGAAUUGUGCGGGCAGACUCUGAGUUUCAGAGCCACUCUCGGCGAUGGACGAUCUCAGGAAUUCUACGACGUAGCACCGAGCAACUGGGGCUUCGGUCAAACCUUCGAGGCCAACACCAAUUUUCUCUGACCCUUCCCCAUGCCAGGGCUAGGGACCCGACGGUGAUUUAGACCGCGGCAGGAAAGAAUGCCAGCCAGCCAGGAGUGCGGACCUGAGCGAGGCCGGCAGCUCAGCGAGAGCUCGUCGAGCAGAGGAGGCGUGUAUAAUAUCACACAGUGAGCGCCCCCUGCGGCCAGCGAGCAAACAAUAGCGUCGAAUUGAAACGUGGAUGCCGAGGCGAUCAAGAGUCGCCCGCUCCACCGGAAUUCAUCAGAGUAGGAUAAAUUAGAAAAAUGGCAGCUGCGGUGUGAGAGGAGCUACGAGCCGCCACCCACCCGCUCCAUGGUUAGAUCACUCAGACGAUCGAAGCUGAGGUGUUGUAGUAAAAUACAGUCACUCGACAGUCACCCGCUCCGAUUGAUACAAGUCUUCACUCGAGAAACCGGGAUCGAUCCACAUCAGAAGGUUCUCGCCGAGGUGUUGUACCUAAGCAUCGACAGCCACCCGCCCGAACCUUCAUCGAUCCUCGUAUUACUCGAGCAUAGAGAAUUCAUCACGUUACACAAUAAUGAUCCUACCAUGAUCAACGCCCGUGCCUUCCGAAGAGCACGCAUCUCCCGAGGGAGACAGAAUAUUCUCCACUUUUUUUCCAUUUGGCUUCUAGUUUUAUUUCCACAGGUUUCCUUGCAAUUCGAGGAUACAGCUCUGGUCGCGUAGUUGGCAAGCCGAGGUGAUGUAGUGAAGAGUCAACAGCCACCCGCUCCAAUGCAAUCCGAGUAAUCCGUAGUUCAGGAGAAGGCAGUAGAUGUCCUGUAAUAAGUGAUGCUGAGCUCAUGGAUAUAUGUCCCCAGUCGUCGUAGCAGCAGUAGUAAUAGGGAGAUACAUCAUUCCAAAAGAGCAUUUUACGCUUUUGGACGAGGAGGUGACCAUGUCUAUGCUAUAAUUUGUACGCUGCUGCUGUAUAAUUCGUCCUUUGCGAGUACGAGCAUACUCCGUGAGAGACAUCACAAAGAAUAAAAAUGGCGGCACUCCGCACAGCGGUGCCGCAGCUUGGUUUUGAG